Necator americanus (New World hookworm) is the source of this 423-nucleotide messenger RNA. RefSeq lists its product as uncharacterized. The transcript has 3 exons. Gene Ontology annotation, molecular function: structural constituent of ribosome. Gene Ontology annotation, cellular component: ribosome; cytosolic small ribosomal subunit. Gene Ontology annotation, biological process: translation. The record is from RefSeq and is a predicted model, not a curated record. Lineage: Eukaryota; Metazoa; Nematoda; Chromadorea; Rhabditida; Ancylostomatidae. Bases 1 to 423 code for a protein of 140 amino acids.
AUGGCUGACGCAGGAGGAGAUGAAGUUAAAAUCCCAUCGGCUGCCGCACCUGCGGUUAUGGACGUUCAGGCUGCGUUGAAAGCAGUACUUCGUUCCGCUAGUUUUGCCGAUGGACUCUCGAAGGGUCUCCACGAGGCCGCUAAGGCUCUCGAUAAGAGAGAAGCACACUUUUGCGUGCUUGCCGAGAAUUGUGAUGAGCCGAUGUACGUGAAACUCGUCGAAGCUCUCUGUAAUGAGCACAACAUUCCUCUCAUCAAGGUAGCCGAUAAGAAAAUCAUUGGUGAAUGGUGCGGUCUCUGCAAGUACGAUAAGGAGGGCAAAGCUCGCAAGGUUGUGGGAUGCUCGUGUGCUGUGGUCAAGGAUUAUGGCAAUGAAGACCAAGGAAAACAGGUCCUGCAACAGUACUUCGACUCGAAGAAGUAA